This is a messenger RNA of Vidua macroura (Pin-tailed whydah), 2104 nucleotides long. It is a transcript of the gene TUSC2, whose product is annotated as tumor suppressor 2, mitochondrial calcium regulator. Lineage: Eukaryota; Metazoa; Chordata; Aves; Passeriformes; Viduidae. The transcript has 3 exons. Gene Ontology annotation, biological process: inflammatory response; regulation of mitochondrial membrane potential. The record is from RefSeq and is a predicted model, not a curated record. Gene Ontology annotation, cellular component: mitochondrion. The coding region runs from base 48 to 386 and encodes 112 amino acids.
CCCUUCCCCCCCCCACCGGCCCCGCUCCUGCCGCCGCCGCCCCCGCCAUGGGCGCCAGCGGCUCCAAGUCGCGGGGGCUGUGGCCCUUCGCCACCCCGGCGGCGGGCGGCGGCGGCCCCGAAGGCCCCGGCGGGCAGCAGGCCCUGGCCCGGGCGCGGGCCGCGCGCGCCGCCACCCCCUUCGUGUUCACACGGCGCGGCUCUAUGUAUUACGAUGAGGACGGGGACCUUGCUCACGAGUUCUACGAGGAGACAAUCGUCACCAAGAACGGGAGGAAGCGCGCCAAGCUGAAGAGGAUCCACAAGAACCUGAUACCUCAGGGCAUAGUGAAACUAGAGCAUCCUCGCAUUCACGUGGAUUUCCCAGUGAUUAUCUGCGAGGUGUGAGUCCCAGACAUCGCUGCUGCCCGUGGGUGGGAGGCCCUGCCCCACCACCUCCAGCCUCACUGGGCCAGGCUGCAUCGUGUUCCCACUGAGGAGGACUCCAGCCGUGUGGCAGGAUAGUGGCUCUCCUCUCGCCUGGAGGUGAGGCAGGACGGAGCAAGCCUUCGCAGGAGAUGGGUGACUCUGUGCAACGACUGCUUAAAAACAUCCUCGCUUGAGUCAGAAGACUAAAAUACCUUUUGUAGCCUCUAGCCGACGUUUGAUGGGUAACUGGAACUGCAAACAAGCUGCUGUGAUUGAGCUGUGAAAGGGAGAGCAAGCCUGCACUUCUCAUCAGAGAGAAUCCCCUGCUUCUCAGGUACGCGGCCCAGGGAGAGCCAGGGCACGGUAACGCCCUGCCCUGCACCCCGAGGUCCCUGGGGCCCGCAGGUUAGAUGGCCAGUGUUGCAGCAUGUCCCUUUGACACCGGUGUGAUGUGACGUUCCCCUGUGUGGGUUUGUUGAUGGAGGAUAAGCAGAGCAGGCUGAGGGGUCUCAAAGCACAUUGGGCUGGCUGCUGCUCUCCUCUUGGGAAGGGGAUGGAGAUCAGAUGCCACUCUCUUAGACCUCGGUCUCUUCCCCCACUGCGUUUCCCCCCUUCGGCCAGUGCUGGGGAGGUUGGCUUUACUGCUGCCUGCUGGAGAUCUCCGCAGUCCCUGGCCCCUGCUGGUGGCAGCAAGGUCCCAGCUCCGCAGCGGACUUGCCUCCCCCAUUGUCACACUGGCUCCUGCUGAGCGCCGUCCCUCGCCUGCUGCGGGGCUGGGCUGCCGGGCAGCUUCCUCACCCCCGCUGCUGUUUGAACGUACCUCCCUGUAGGCUGGGCCUCGACUGAGCCAAGCAGGAAAGGAAUCCUGUCUUCCUUCCCUGUGCCCCUGAAACAAUCAAUUGGUGAACCUGCCCCGGCUUGGAAAUCUCCCUGGCGAUGUGAACUGUGGUUCCUCCCGCAUCCCAGCUGGUGGCAGGAGGAGAAAUGCAAUGCACUUUAAAGGGAGGCUUUCUGCCCCACCUCGGAAGGUCCUGCUCUUUUCUCCUCUUUCUUCCCACCUAAGAAGGUCGAGGUCUUGGCGGCACCGAAGAACCUCUCACCCCUGUGUGCGUCCAGCUGCUGAGGGAAAGGCCUGAGCCCAAAUGCCCCUUGGCAGCAUGAGGAGCCCCUGCCUCCCUGCUCAGCUGUGCCCGGACCGGGCAGGCAGAGGAGGACCGGCAGCAGGCGCAGCUUUAAAGUGGGUCAGAGCCUACUCCCCACAGCAGCCAGCUCGGCUUUCCUCCUCUUUCGUUCCAGAACUUAUUUACUUUUUAAGCACUUCAGAUGUUUGCUACCUCGAUUUUUAAUUUAAGCUGCUGGCACUUGGCUGCCAGCCCUGUCGGUGUCUACGUUGGAUGUAUCCAUCCCCGCGUCCGCUGAGAGCCGCCCGGGCGCGGGGCCACAUUCCCAGCUUCGGGGAGAUAACAGCGACGUACGUGGCUGUUGCUGUCUUCCUGUCACCACCUCUUCCCUUCACGUCCCUCCACCCGCGGUUCCCAUCGACAGGAGCGAGCACACAGGGUGAAAUGGAUGUGCUGGCUGCCACCAGGAAAGUGGAAGGGCAGGGCUCAUCUACACUGUGAUGCUGGGCACUUCUUUCGACAUCUUUUGUUCUGCUUGCUUGAAAGAGUCUUGUCUUAAAACAAUCCCUCACUGAA